Indicator indicator is the source of this 1257-nucleotide messenger RNA. RefSeq names its product fucosyltransferase 4 (gene FUT4). The record is from RefSeq and is a predicted model, not a curated record. The transcript has a single exon. Gene Ontology annotation, molecular function: alpha-(1->3)-fucosyltransferase activity. Bases 1 to 1257 code for a protein of 418 amino acids. Gene Ontology annotation, cellular component: membrane. NCBI's taxonomy places the organism in Eukaryota, Metazoa, Chordata, Aves, Piciformes, Indicatoridae.
AUGGCCGGGAGGGGUGGUGGCACCGGCACCUCCCCGCCGCCGGGGCAGGGGGUGUGGGCUGAGAGGCGGCGGAGGCAGCAGCCUCAGCCACAGCAUGCGCUUGCCGGCCUCGGUCCCGUGGCUGCCCCGUGGCGGCCGCGAAGUGCAGAGCGGCCGCAGCGAGCGGUCUGGAUGGAGUCGGCCCUGCGCCGCUGCCCCGCUGGGCGGCCCGGAUGCACGCGGCGGUGGCGCUGGCGGCGGUGGGCGCUGGCGGCCGGGCUGCUGGGCGCCGCCGCCGCCUUGUCCCUCUACGUCAGCUUACCGGAGCCGGCGGCAGCGCGGCGGGCAGCUGCGAGCAGCCGGGUGGGGGGCGACGUGAAUGUGCUGCUGUGGUGGGAGCCUUUCGGCCGCCCGCGGCGCAUGGCCGACUGCCGUCGCCGCUACAACAUCACAGGUUGCCGCCUCAGUGCCGAUCGGAGCCGCUACGGCGAGGCUCAGGCCGUACUCUUUCACCACCGGGACCUCGCGGUGCACGGCGCCGAGGAUCUGCCCCGAGGGCCGCCGCCGCGGCCACCACGGCAGCUCUGGGUGUGGAUGAACUUCGAGUCGCCCUCGCACUCGCCCGGCCUUCGGGGGCUGGCCGGCCUUUUCAACUGGACCAUGACCUACCGGCGGGACUCGGACGUCUUCGUGCCCUACGGGUACCUGUACUCGCCGCCGGCACCCCGGCCCUUCGUCCUACCCCGCAAGACGCGGCUUGUGGCCUGGGUCAUCAGCAACUGGAACGAGGAGCACGCCCGGGUGCGCUAUUACCGCCAGCUGAAGGAGCACCUCGCCAUCGACGUGUACGGGGCGCGGGGGCUGUCGCUGGCCCAGGGCGGCGUGGUGGAGACCGUCUCAGCCUACAAGUUCUACCUGGCCUUCGAGAACUCCCAGCACACGGACUACAUCACUGAGAAACUCUGGAGAAAUGCCUUCGCCGCUAGCGCCGUACCCGUCGUCCUCGGACCUCGCAGAGCCAACUACGAGCGCUUCAUCCCUGCCGAUUCUUUCAUCCACGUCGACGAUUUCCCCAGCCCCCAGCUGCUGGCCACCUACCUGAAAUUCCUCGACAAAAAUAAACCAAACUACAGGAGGUAUUUCGCCUGGAGGAAGAAGUACGACGUCCACGUCACCUCGUUCUGGGAUGAGCAUUUCUGCAAGGUUUGCGAGGCUGUGAGGACAGCCGGGAAUCAAAUGAAGACUGUACGAAAUCUGGCCAGCUGGUUUGAAAGCUGA